AUGGCUGCCUGCUUGAGGCCAUUCCGGGGAUCAAGCCAGUUUCAUGCCACCCCACGAUUUGCGGCUUCGACGCCGAGGCCGUCGUCCACCCAGACGGGGGCCACCUUUGCUACACCCGCGCUAGUCAUCAAAUCCAAAGUGCCCAGGAAUCGCUCGACCCAGGAUAUAAUCGAUGACAGCUCACCCAUAUCCCCUGAAGACGGAUUACCAUCCGGCUUACCAAUUAGCCGCGAUGCGCUCCCUGAAUCUAUCGAAAUUGACUCCUCCCUCAUCCCACAAUCAUCACCCUCUCCUGAGGAACCAGGGGAGGGACGCCCUCCCAAACGCAGACGUAUAUCCAUAGCCUCAUCCGAGCCCGAGACAGACCCAUUAGUGAGCUCGCAGCAUUCACAGGACACCGACCUAGGCUCGCUACCAGACGCUCCGGGCGAUCGCAUCUUGUCUUAUUAUUCGGAUGUGGACGAGGAAGACUACGAGGUCGAUGUCAAUGAAGGCGAUAGUCCAAACAUCUCACCCACUCAGUCCAUCCCCUCUUCCCCGACACGCCAGAGCCCCCCCACAACUGGAGACGGAGAGGAAUCAGAACUUGACGACUUGGAAGACGGCACCGAAGCAGAAGCAGCAGACUCCGAGACUCCCAAACGCACCGAUACGAAACCCACCUUCCGCGUAGGACCGCGCUUCAAACUCACCGAGCCACCAGAUAAAUUCACACUCCAUCCCGAUGCCUACCUGUCGGCGGAUAUCUUUUCACCGCAACGUCGAGGAGCAAAAUAUCUCCCGGGAGGGCUAGCCGCAGAGUUGCGUGACUGGCUGGUGGAUGUGAAGGGUGGUGUUGACAGCGAGGGGGAGGUAAAAGCUACUUCAUCUGCUCUUAGUUUUACGACUGCUGCCGGUGCGGCGAAGGUGGUGGUAGGUGAGGUCGCACGCGGUGGUCCAGGUAUGACGUUGGUUUCCGGGAGUGUGGUGGAUAGAGGGGCUGGAGAUGGGCUACAGCAGGAUGUCAACGUGAGGGUGAUCCUGGCUGGGGAGGGGAGUAUCGAGGGACUGGGGGACGGGGGGAGAGCGGGGAACAGGAAUCAAGUUGCCCCUGGAACGGUGGUUGCUAUUGAGCCGCCUGCUUGGGAUGUUGAGCUUGAUGGGCGCACGACUUUCAAGAAAUCCGACCCCUUAAGGAUCCUUUUUUGCGGCUCAGACGAGUUCAGUUGCGCGUCGCUGAAAGCCCUACACCACGAGCACAAGCACAAUUCCGACCUCAUCCGGUCCGUCGAUGUCGUCGUCAGACCAAGUAAGCCGACGGGAAGGGGGUAUAAGGUGAUCAGAGAAGUUCCUUUGCGUAGGCUCGCAGAACAGCUUAGUCUCCCCAUCCAUGUGAGAGACACAUUCACAGGGUGGGAUAUGCCCAAACCAGACGGCGACCCCAUCAACCUCAUCAUAGCCGUCUCCUUCGGCCUCUUCGUCCCUCCCCGUCUCAUCCACGCCUCCAAAUACGGCGGUCUCAACGUCCACCCUUCCCUUCUCCCAGAGCAUCACCAUCCAGACCCUCUCCCCGCACGCCUUCGACGAGGGCGUCCCGCUCCUGCAAACCUCCCAACCCGGCAUCCCCAUCCCACCCGACUGCACCCCCACCGAGCUGCACGACCUGCUCGCCCCGCUCGGCGCCGACCUGCUCGUCCGCACGCUGCGCGGAGGGCCCUGCACGUCCCGCCCGCACGAACCCUGCCCAACGAUAACACCACCACCACCACCACCAACAACAACAACAACAACAACCACAACGGCAGCACCAAACCCCACCCCCCCAACCCCCCCCAACAACCAAAACUCCUCCACGCCCCCAAAAUCACCUCCCACGACAAACAACUCCUCUGGACCGCCCACGGCGCACACGAGGCCAUGCGGCGGGCGGCCGUGCUCGGCUCACUCUGGACCCACCUCGGACGGAGCAGCACCACCGACGGGGGCGGAGGCGAGAAGCGGGCGAUCCUAGCCGACCUGUCGGUUGUGGAGGGCCCGCCGCCCGAUUGGAGGGUUUCUCCUGGGGGGGUUAAGUCUGAGUCUAAAUCUACAUCUACUUCUGGUGAUGGUAAUGGUAAGGGUGAGGGUAAGGGUGGGAUCGGGUCGAAGAGGGGAGUCAGCUGGGAUGGGGACGGGGUGGUGGUGUGGGUGCAGAAGAGGGCGCUUCCGCUGACGAGGGAGGCGAGGAAGGCUGGGGAGGGGUUGGUGUGGGAGGCGGAGAGUGUCACGUCGAAGUAUUGGGUGGAUAGGGAUAGGGAGGCAGUUAUUGUGCGGAUGGGAGGGUCGUGGUUGAGGAUUGGGAUGAUCAAAAUGGAGGGGUCGACUUUUAAGCCGGCGAGGGUGGUUCUUGAUGGGUGGGGGGCGAGGUCAGUGUGA
Messenger RNA from Chaetomium globosum CBS 148.51, 2394 nucleotides. RefSeq lists its product as uncharacterized. Gene Ontology annotation, cellular component: mitochondrion. Bases 1 to 2394 code for a protein of 797 amino acids. Gene Ontology annotation, molecular function: methionyl-tRNA formyltransferase activity. Gene Ontology annotation, biological process: biosynthetic process; conversion of methionyl-tRNA to N-formyl-methionyl-tRNA. The transcript is spliced from 6 exons. Lineage: Eukaryota; Fungi; Ascomycota; Sordariomycetes; Sordariales; Chaetomiaceae. The record is from RefSeq and is a predicted model, not a curated record.